UUCCGUUGUCCUGUCACAUUAAGAAGGAGAAGCCCUUGGGCGACUGGUAUAAGGGCGAGCCAAUGGACACAUCGUCCUCGUCGGGGACGGCCAGCGAGGAAGAGGAGUGGUUGGGGUCUUCAGGCACGCACAGCUCCCCCACCAGUGCUCAGAGUAAGAAGAAGAUCUUCAAGCCUGCGGAGCUGCGGCAGGCCCUCAUGCCCACCCUGGAGGCUCUGUACCGCCAGGACCCUGAGUCCCUGCCCUUCAGACAGCCUGUGGACCCCAUGCUGCUGGGCAUCCCGGACUACUUUGACAUUGUGAAGACCCCCAUGGACCUGUCCAGCAUCAAGAGGAAGCUGGACACGGGCCAGUACCAGGAGCCCUGGCAGUACGUGGACGACAUCUGGCUCAUGUUCAACAACGCCUGGCUGUACAACCGCAAGACGUCGCGCUUCUACAAAUACUGCUCAAAGCUGGCCGAGGUGUUCGAGCAGGAGAUCGACCCCGUCAUGCAGGGCAUGGGCUACUGCUGCGGGCGGAACUAUGAGUUUUCGCCCCAGACCCUGUGCUGCUAUAGCAAACAGCUCUGCUCCAUCUCCAGGGACAGUACCUACUACAGCUACCAGAACAGGUACCACUUCUGUGAGAAGUGCUUCAACGAGAUCCAGGGAAACAGUGUCACCCUGGGGGACGACCCUGCACAGCCUCAGACGAUGAUUUGUAAAGACCAGUUUGAGAAGAAGAAGAACGACAUGUUGGACCCUGAGCCGUUUGUUGAAUGUAAGGACUGUGGAAGGAAGAUGCACCAGAUCUGCGUGCUGCACAAUGAUGUAAUCUGGCCGUCUGGCUUCAUCUGUGACAACUGUCUGAAGAAGUCGGACAAGAUGAGAAAGGAGAACAAGUUUGCAGCCAAGAGGUUGCAGACCACACGGCUGGGUAUGUACAUCGAGGACCGGGUGAACAAGUACCUGAAGAGGCAGAACCACCCGGAGGCGGGGGAGGUGUUCGUGCGGGUGGUGGCCAGCUCCGACAAGACGGUGGAGGUGAAGCCGGGCAUGAGGACCAGGUUUGUGGACUCUGGGGAGAUGAUGGAGAGCUUCCCCUACAGAACCAAAGCACUUUUUGCCUUUGAGGAGAUCGACGGCGUGGACGUGUGUUUCUUCGGCAUGCACGUCCAGGAGUAUGGCUCUGAGUGCUCCUUCCCCAACACCAGGCGGGUGUACAUAUCGUACCUGGACAGUAUCCACUUCUUUAAGCCCCGCGGGUUGAGGACGGCCGUCUACCACGAGAUCCUGAUUGGCUACCUGGAGUAUGUCAAGAAACUGGGGUACGUGACGGGUCACAUCUGGGCGUGUCCCCCCAGCGAGGGUGACGACUACAUCUUCCACUGUCACCCCAUGGACCAGAAGAUCCCAAAGUCCAAACGACUGCAGAAGUGGUGCAAGAAGAUGCUGGACAAGGCCUUAGCUGAGAGGAUCCUGCACGACUACAAGGACAUCUUCAAACAGGCGACGGACGACUGCAUCACCAGUGCCAACGAGCUGCCGUACUUCGAGGGCGACUUCUGGCCCAACGUGCUGGAGGAGAGCAUCAAGGAGCUGGAGCAGGAGGAGGAGGAGCGCAAGAAGGAGGAGCACACAGCCUCCUGUGACACCCCUGAGGGAACCCAGGGCGACACCAAGAACGCCAAGAAGAAGAACAACAAGAAGACCAAUAAGAACAAGAGCAGCGUGAGCCGGGCCAGUAAGAAGAAGCCGGGGAUGCCCAACGUGGCCAAUGACCUCUCCCAGAAGCUGUACGCCACCCUGGAGAAGCACAAGGAGGUGUUCUUCGUCAUCCACCUGCACGCGGGCCCCAGCGUCAACACCCUGCCCCCCAUCAUGGACCCCGACCCCCUGCUGACCUGCGACCUGAUGGACGGCCGCGACGCCUUCCUGACGCUGGCGCGGGACAAGCACUGGGAGUUCAGCUCGCUGCGGCGCUGCAAGUGGAGCUCCAUGUGCAUGCUGGUGGAGCUGCACAACCAGGGCCAGGACCGCUUCGUCUACACCUGCAACGAGUGCAAGCACCACGUGGAGACACGCUUCCACUGCACCGUCUGCGAGGACUUUGACCUCUGCAUCAUCUGCUACAACGCCAAGGGCCACGAGCACCAGAUGGUGAAGUGGGGCCUGGGCCUGGACGACGACAGCAACAGCCAGGGCGGCGAGGCGUCCGAGUCCCCCGAGGAGAGCCGGCGCCUCAGCAUCCAGCGCUACAUCCAGUGCCUGGUCCACGCCUGCCAGUGCCGCAACGCCAACUGCUCGCUGCUGUCCUGCCAGAAGAUGAAGCGCGUGGUGCUGCACACCAAGGGCUGCAAGCGCAAGACCAACGGUGGCUGCCCCGUGUGCAAGCAGCUGAUCGCCCUGUGCUGCUACCACGCCAAGCACUGCCAGGAGAACAAGUGCCCUGUGCCCUUCUGCCUCAACAUCAAGCACAAGCUGAGGCAGCAGCAGCUGCAGCACCGCCUCCAGCAGGCCCAGAUGCUGAGGAGGAGGAUGGCCAGCAUGCAGGGGGUAGGCCAGCCCCCCCCAGGACCAGGGGGGGACGGGGGACUAAGCCUGGGCUCCCUCGGAAUCGUACCUGGGGGCCAGCCCAGCACCCCCAACUUGAACCCCCCCAGCCAGAUUGACCCCAGUUCCAUCGAGCGGGCCUAUGCAGCCCUGGGCCUCACCUACCAGUUACUUUUUUAGAACUUCUGUCACUUC
This is a messenger RNA of Osmerus eperlanus (European smelt), 2729 nucleotides long. Its product is annotated as CREB-binding protein-like. NCBI's taxonomy places the organism in Eukaryota, Metazoa, Chordata, Actinopteri, Osmeriformes, Osmeridae. Gene Ontology annotation, molecular function: chromatin DNA binding; zinc ion binding; histone acetyltransferase activity. Gene Ontology annotation, cellular component: transcription regulator complex; histone acetyltransferase complex. The transcript has 16 exons. The record is from RefSeq and is a predicted model, not a curated record. Gene Ontology annotation, biological process: positive regulation of transcription by RNA polymerase II. Bases 63 to 2714 code for a protein of 883 amino acids.